Molecule: messenger RNA, 1779 nt
Organism: Alternaria rosae
Lineage: Eukaryota; Fungi; Ascomycota; Dothideomycetes; Pleosporales; Pleosporaceae
Exons: 3
Coding region: 1-1779 (592 amino acids)
Cellular component (GO): cytosol; endoplasmic reticulum
Source: RefSeq, a predicted model, not a curated record
AUGUCAUUACGUCAACGUUCGCUGCGACGUCGGCUCCUCAAGGACAUUGCGGAGAUUGAACAAGAUCCAUAUCCCAACAUCCGCAUUCACUUCCAGGAAAACGACAUAACAAGAGCGUGUCUUGUUCUUACUCCGGAAGGACAGAAGCCGCUUCACCUCAAGAUCCGCUUCACCGGCCGAUAUCCGCUAGUGGCGCCCAAUGUCACGAUUCAAAGCGCAAUCAUCCACCCAAAUGUCUUCAGCGACUAUGUCUGCGCCACCAUGCUGAACACCGAUGAAGGCUGGACGCCAGCGUAUACCCUCAAGGGUAUCGCUAUUCAGCUGCUGAGCUUCUUCUCUAGUGAUUCGCUGGAGCAAGACCAUGGUAAUGACACUGUUGAUCUGGCUUGGUAUCGGCGGCAAGCCGCUCAAACGUUGGGAGAAGAUGGCUUCAAGUGCUCUCUGUGUGGGUUUGGAGAAGACUCGUCACCAGUACCCGCUGGUGAAAUGGAGGUCGACUCACCUGCACCAAUUGUUGUCGCCUCACCGCCGAGCCAGCAUCAAGGAAGCCCCUCGGGGUUUUUCAGGCUACCAGAUGAGAUUCUUCUUGAGAUUCUCAGCAAUUCCAAGACCGUUGACGUCUUGGCCUUCGCCGACGCCAUUUCCUUCAUCAAGAACACGAUCAACUCCUACGACUUCAUCCGCAUUCGCGAGUUGCAAUGCUUUUGUCUCAAAGAAUCGUUCCUCAACGCCAAGCUUGGUAUUGGUAUCGCUGUGACAGGCGGUAACCGGCCGGUCUUCCGAACAGAGUUUGAUCUGUUGAGUCACGAGGCGUUCUACAAGCACCGCAUCCGACGCAGCGUUCAGGGUGUUAAAUUCGACAUCUGGCUACCUCUACCUCUGAGCCGACGCCACUGGAAUCAAGUUAGAGAGCAUAUGAUGGAUAGCACACAGUAUAUCCACAGGAUUGCGAACGUGGCGAGCCCUGAAGCUUGCUAUGUGGAUAUCUUGUAUCAUACUAUGAACACCGUUGUCGUUCAGUUCUCAUCAGAUGCGGAGAGCUACAGCGGUCCUGACGCACGCAGCACCUUGAGUCACGCGUCAGAGAAGGCCGUCGACGCGUACUUCGGUCUCUUCCACCUACUGCUAUGCCUCGCGACCGAACACUCUCACAUCACUGACUGCGCCAACAAUACGAUCAGGCGCUUCAUGGCCGGUCCGCGCAACAAGGCAAACUUCCCCGACCUCGGUCACGUUCUCAUAGCGGCUCUCAUCUGCGACGACGGCCUUACCGAGGACCUGACGUAUGGUAUUAUCGAAGAAGCCAUUAUUCGCAACGUCGUCUGGAUGCUUGAUGAGAAGGGCACUGGUAUGGCCGAGCUGGCAUACCUGGAGCCUUCCAAGGUCUCUGAAUACCGUACUAGCAAGACAUAUGCUGCCUCUCCCACCUCAUACCGCCUUAUGAUGUUCCUGAAGAUGUUCAGCUCAGCAGCUCGUCCACCCGGUAAAACUCUGGUCGAGCUCCGCGACUCAUUGUUUGACGCUCAUGGUGCUCCUCCGCCAGGUACUGUUAACGCUGGCUACUCAAUCAUGCCGUUGAGCCAGAGCCGGCUUUACCUCUUGCGACAAGAAGAGGAACGUUACGUGGAGAAGUCUGAAGAUUUGUGCAUUUCGCGGGAUGAUCAGUGGUGGUACGAGAACAACAGUUUCAGAAACCCGUCUUUCUUUCCACAUCGCGGCGGAAGAGGUGGCGGUAGAUGGGAUCGAGGCACGCGUGGUGGCAGGGGCCGUCGGCACUAG